Messenger RNA from Podarcis lilfordi (Lilford's wall lizard), 8716 nucleotides. NCBI's taxonomy places the organism in Eukaryota, Metazoa, Chordata, Lepidosauria, Squamata, Lacertidae. The record is from the annotation of a GenBank genome assembly.
AGAGGGUGGAAAGUCUAUGUUAAAUGUUUUUAGAUGCUUUCAAUUGUUCUUCGGUGUUUUCAAGACCGUUUUCAGUGUUUUCAUUUCGUUCUUUCAUUGUAGCAUUUGUAUGCACGAUGAACCUAGUUCAAACCAUGCCGUCUCCAGUUAAAAAGACUUAUGGCAGUGCUGGGAAAGACCUUCAUGCGCUACCUCGGUGAGCUGCUGCCAGUCAGAUCCUGCAGAACUGGAGUGCAAGGACCAAAGGCAACAUACAGUCUUCUACAGUUAAAGGCAAAGAUCGGCAACUUUUCAAAUCUGUCUCUGUGGCCACAUUCUGCCAGUGGUCAUCUGUUGGGGCAAGCACCCCUUUCCCUCUCUCUUUUUGUCCUCCUCUUUGUCCUUCCUUUUAUAUAUAUAAAAGGUAAAGUGUGCAUAAAAAUGCAUAUAUUAAUGAAUAUAACUUAUAAUGUUUUAUACUAGGAAAAAUUGCUUAGCAAAAAUGCACAUUAGGCAACAUUGCAUAUUUUGUCGUAUAUUAGGAGAAAUCAGCAAUAAAAUACAGGUAUUUUUCAUGCAGACUUUUUUUUUUUUAAAUCACAAACUGACAUGGAGAACUGAAGAGUAGAAAAGUGAGAAACUAAGAGAAACCCAAACUGGCAGGUGGGUUGUGCCAGGAUGCUGAAAAUGGCAGCAUAUCUUAAAAAGCUGUGUUGCAACACUGGAAACAUGAGGGAGGUUAUUCAAAAUACAGGAUUUGCCUGAGGAGUCUAGUUAAAUAACUUCAUUCACCUUAAGUCUCUAAAGUCACUUUAACAACAAGUGCCUAAACAACAAGGGUGUCUCUGGACCUUAAAUUGAGGCUCAUAAAACAAAAAAUAAUAUUUAGAAUAUACUGGACCCCAUUACGUUUGUUUAAAAAAGGGCUAUCUAAGGUAUCUAACUGUUGGGGAUGCAAUAGGGAUAAUGCUUCUCUAAAACACCUUUUUUUUCAUUGUCCUAUAUUGAAAGAUUUUGGUAGAAGGUAACUGAAACGAUCAACAGAACUGUAUGGAACCAACCUUACAUUUACAGAGCAAAAUAUCCUUUUGAAUUAUAUGCCCAGCGCAUGGUACCUUACAAAAGGACAAUACGAGUGGAUUCUCCGUGCCAUUAGCACAGCAAAAAGUCUGAUACUGAUGAAUUGGAAAAAUAAAAAUGCGGCUCCCUUCUACGAUUGAAGACCUAUACAAACUCGCAACAUGUGAACAUCCUGCAUAUAAAUGCAGACUUGCCAUGGACAAAUUCCAUGAUAUUUGGAAUCCAUUCUUACAAAUACUGUAAUAGGUUAAGAUCUGGUGAAGUACGAUACCAACUUUGUAAAGUAUACAGUUUUGGGUCGUCCCCCCCACCCCCCUUUACUUUCCCUUCUUCACGGGUUCUGUUUCUCUUUUUCUUUUUCUCUCUUUUAUUUACCUAUCACCAUGUUUAAAAAGAUAAAGGACCCCUGACAGUUAAAUCCAGUCAUGAACAACUCUGGGGUUGCGGCGCUCAUCUCGCUUUACAGGCCGAGGGAGCUGAUGUUUGUCUGCAGACAGUUUUUCUGGGUCAUGUGGCCAGCAGGACUAAGCCGCUUCUGGUGAACCAGAGCAGUGCAUGGAAACGCCGUUUACGUUCCCGCCGGAGCGGUACCUGUUGAUCUACUUGCACUUUGACGUGCUUUCAAACUGCUAGGUUGGAGGAGCAGGGACUGAGCAAUGGGAGCUCACCCUGUUGCGGGGAUUCGAACUGCUGACCUUCUGACUGGCAAGCCCUAGGCUCAGUGGUUUACACCACAGCACCAGCCACAUCCCAUGUUUAGUGCACAUAUAAUUAUGUACUUUUCAGCUUUCAAUAAAGAUGUCUGGUUAAAAAAACCACAACCCAAGUUGAUCGAUUAACAUUGCUGGUAACAGGGACCUCUUUGUCUUCCCUGAAGGUUGAGAGCUGUUGUACUCAGAAUGGAAAGAUCCCAAGAUGGCAGAAAAUAUCACAGGUGAGGCAUAAUAAUCUUGUUUGUUUCAUACAGUGGAGAACUAGAGGUGGUAGGGCAAAAUAUUGAGGACAAACCUCUCUCACUGACUCCAGGGAUGAAACUCUUUCUAUCCCAGAAUGUUUUAUUGGAGAGAGGAUUAAUUCUGGGUGUGGUGAAAAAGAUACUUCCUUUCAGUUACAUUUGAUACCCCAAUAUCUCUCUGUUACAAUUUAUUUACAGUCAUACCUUGGUUGUCGAACGCCUUGGAACUCGUACGUUUCAGCUACCGAAUGAUUGAAAACUGGAAGUGAGUGUUCAAGUUUUUGAACAAUUUUUGGAAGCUGAAUGUCUGGCAUGGGUUCUGCGGCUUCCGGUUGGCUGUAGGAGCUUCCUGCAGCCAAUCAGAAGACAUGCUUUGGUUUCUGAAUAUUUUGGAAGUUGAACGGACUUCCGGAACGGAUUCCGUUCGACUUCCAAGGUACGACUGUAUAUUGUAUAGAAACUCCCCAAGAUUGCUUUGAGAACUUAAUUGAGCCAUUUCCCAAGAACCUAUGACCAUCUGAGACCCAUUCAGACCUCCUGAAACUUCUCAACACAGGUAGUAAAAACCCUGAGUCAAGUCAUAAAAUCUGGGAGUCUUUGCUGUUCUUAGGCACCAGGUCAUUUUCUGAACUGGCCCCAAACCUACCACAGUAUACUGAAUUUUGGUCCCGUUCUAGAAAUGCUUCCAUCCCAGUUGUCACCUGGAGUUUUGUCCUAAUUCAAUUACAAAAGGUUAGGGGGAUUUCAUAUGUGGUGCCACAGUUGAGAAGAUAACAGUGGUUCUUGACCACUUAUGCUUACUUUUACAGAUAGAGCCACUGUCAACAGUGAACUGAUGACUCCUGAGAUACCUGCUGCAAGGGAAGCAGGAAAUGCUGGUAGAUAGUUAUUUGGGGUCCAACUCUGGUUUUAAAUACAUUACAACUCCUUUUUUCUUCUUCUUCUUACGUCGGAGGUUACAGAGUCCUCCCCCAGCCUUUUAUUAAUCAAAAUCCUUCUAUGUUUCUUAGCAAUAUGUGUUUCUUGGAAGCAGAUUUCAUCCAAAUUUAACUUCUUCACUACAUGCUCAAUCUUACAUCUUUUUGUUUAGUUAUUAAGUCCAUUUACAUUCGAAGUUAAGAUUUUUAAUGCCAUCUUGUUUUUAUUUAUUUUUCUUUCACUUUGACCUCUGUUGAGUCUACCUCUUCCUGUACUGUUCCAGUCCAAAUGCCCUUUCUCCUGCUAGCUCUUUCCCAUAUUUUCUCCAGAAUUUAUCUGAUUCUGUGGAUCCUGACACCUUUGUUUUCUCCCUUUAUACAUAAAAGAUACUCUCUCUGGGUUGCCCAACGUUAGGGGAUUUUGUUGUAUCUCAGUGCAUCCAUAAAGUACUUAUACUUUACUCUUUUUUUUUAAGCAGUCUCAUUUGUAGUCCAAUGUUCUAGGACAGUAAUGUUCUUGGACUACAAAUCCCAUCAUCCCUGACCUUUGGCCAUGUGGUCUGAUGGGAUUUGAAGUCCAACAACCACCAGAGCACAUGAUGUUUUGGAAUGGCUGCCUUAGAAUACAUCUCAUGGAAAGCAGGCAGCUAAGGCAGGCAUACCCUAAAGUCGUGGUUUGGAAUGAAUUUGCAGUGCCUUGUCUUGAAUGUCAAAUUCUCGCAGAACUGUAGCAACAAACAGCAAAUUUGUUUGCUUUCGUGAUCAUCAUUCACUUGGGUCCCCAAAUGUUGUUGAACUACAACUCCCAUCAUCCCUAGCCAGCAAGGCCAGAGCUCAGGGAUGAUGGGAGUUGUAGUCCAACAACAUCUGGGGACCCAAGGUUGAGAAACACUGCCUCAGACCCUUUCCCUUCUGUUUUUCAGUUUUCAUCCCAAAGUGCAUUAAAGACAAAAAAUAUACAUUAGCAGUUGUUGCCGUCAUCACAGCUUUGGUCAUUACUAUAAUCGCAUUGGCUGGUGAGUAGAGAAAACUUUGUGCUUUAACCCUGACAUAAUUAUUUAUGAUUUAUUGCUUCUUUCUGCCUUUGACUUGUAGAUUCAUUCCCUCACCGAACUGCAUUUCCUGCCUCAUAAUGAUCCAAUACAGUGGUACCUCGGGUUACAAACACUUCAGGUUACAGACUCAGCUAACCCAGAAGUAGUACCUCUGGUUAAGAACUUUACCUCAGAAUGAAAACAGAAAUCGUGUGGCGGCAGCGGGAGGCCCCAUUAGCUAAAUUGGUACCUCAGGUUAAGAAUGGACCUCCGGAACAAAUUAAGUUCGUAACCAAGGUACCACUGUAUAGAUUUCUGCUUUAGAGUACAUUCUCAGGCUGCCGUUGAAUUGAGGUAGGCUUUUCGUGUCUGCACUUCAGUAAGCACCAUCGUGAGAAUGGAUUUCCCAGCCCUUAUGUGCAGCUAUUUAUUUAUUUUAAAAACUCUUCUAACAGGGUCAGUGCUGGAUUUUACGUAUAAGCUAAACAAGCUAUAGCUUAGGGGCCCACUCUCUUGGGGACCCAAAAAGAAUUUAAAGGGGGGGGGGGGACUGGAUGUACAUUUCCAAAAUAUAAGAUAAAAAACAAAUAAAAUAAAACCUACAUACAGCAACAGUGUUUUGUGUUGUGUAUGGACCUAUGAGGUCCAUAAAUUACCAUACAGCAUAUAUUCAACACAAAAAACAGUGACAAUUUGUUGUUGACAAAGGAUAGCUGGACAUAUAAAGGGCUCCAUUACCUUCAGUAGCUUAGGGCCUCAUCAAUCCUAAAUGCAGCCCUGAACAGGGUACUCAGCUGCGUUCUGGAAAUUUUGAUGAAAAACACUAACCCCCCUCUUGCAAAGUCGAGGAAAUAAAGGAGAGGAAAAUGGCUCCCUAAUGAUAUCUGAUUCGAUGUUCUUUGAGAUUUAUGUGCUGUCUCCAAAACACUGAAACAUCCUGCUCCAUGAAAUUCUUUAAAACAGGCAACAGAUGAACUCUGCAUUCUCUCGAGCUCUGCUCUCCACAACAUAGCAAAGAUUAGUUUAAAACAAAUUGAUUAAAAAUCAGUUAAAAUUAAAGUUAUAAAUGAGGGGUCUGCUGAGCUGCGAGACUGGCUGCCUUUCCCAGAGCCAUUUUGAGAACUGUUAACAGCAAGACAUGCUACACACUUGAAAGAUUAAAUAUUAACUGAGAAUACAGUGGUACCUCGGGUUACAUACGCUUCAGGUUACAGACUCCGCUAACCCAGACAUAUUACUUUGGGUUAAGAACUUUGCUUCAGGAUGAGAACAGAAAUCGUGCUCCGGCGGCGUGGCGGCAGCAGGAAGCCCCAUUAGCUAAAGUGGUGCUUCAGGUUAAUAACAGUUUCAGGUUAAGAACGGACCUCCGGAACGAAUUAAGUAUUUAACCCGAGGUACCACUGUACUGAGCUAGAUGGUCUGACUUGGUGCCAGGCAGCUUCCUGUGAUAUUUUUAUCCUAUUUUUCCACUCGUAAAUUUGUAUUUGCACUAAGCAAUGUGAACCACAGCAGUACAAAUACAUAAUCUUUUAGCAUGGGCACGAAAUCUACCUGCACCAUAUACAUACAUAGUAGUGGUUGUUUAAAAAAAAGAAAAAAAGAUGGCUUUUCCAAAAGAACCCUGGGAAUUAUAGUUCACUGCUACCCAUGCUACAAUUCCCAAAUGUUUCCCAGCAUCUGUCCUCAGUGUUACAGAAUCAUUGUGAGCUCUUACACUUAGGCAGAUUGUUUCAUUUCCAGUUAAAAAGCCACAGCCCUGUCCGCUGUGUCCUCCCCCUGUCGAUGCUGCCUGCCCAGAUCGCUGGGUUGGGUACCUAGGGAAAUGCUAUUAUAAAUCAGAAGACAAAAGGAACUGGAGCGACAGUGAAUCUAGAUGUUCCUUCCUUGGUGCCUCUUUGGCUGUGAUUGAUACCAAGCCGGAUCUGGUAAGGAACAAGUAUGUAUCCUCACUUGUGGGCUCAUCGCCGGAAGCAAACAAGUACAGCUCCACCUGUAACUUAUAUUCUGGGUUUAAUAAUAAUAAUAAUAUACUAAAUUUACAACAGGGUUCAUGACACUUCGCAGAGCAACAUAAGCAAAGUGCCCCAAGGAAUUUGCAAUCUUAUCUCUGCGGCAGUGGGGAAGACAACAGAAGGAGAGGUGGAAAGGGAGCAAGGAGUGGUGAAUGGCAGUAAGAGAUGAUGUCAGGAACAGGAGGGAGGGAGGGGCAUGGUGGUGGGGAGAGCAAUGUGUAGCUGCCCCAGCAGAGCCAGUCUGGCACCCCCGCUGCUGCCCUUGCACCCUGCCAGCCUCCCUGCAGCCUCAGCCCUCACCCUCUCGAUAAAUGGCAAGGACACACAUCCUGGGAAGUGGACAUUGUAGUUCUGUCGUACCAGACAAGCUGCUACGGAACGGAAGGUCCCCUUUUUGCGGUAUACCAGAUAUGAUGAUGCUGAUAAAGAUGAGAUUUAAGUAUUGAGUCCUAGAAGGUGGUAGAGGUAUAUAAACCACUGCUUGCCAUUCCUUUCCUGCUAGGAUUUUUUGUGGGAUUUUACUCGUCCCUCUCAUCAUUGGAUUGGUCUUUCAAGAGAAGCAGGACAGCCCUGGAAAUGGCCCAAUGGGACAGAGUUUGGAAACCAGUGAGUGAUUUCCACCCCCUCUUUGCCUGCUUUGGGUUUGGAUUGUAAAAGUUGUCUUUUGCAUUAGUUUCCAGAGCUUAUAUACAGUACCCACAAUUCACUGUGUGGAGCUGUAGCUGGAGACACCUUUUUAUUCUGAAAUACCAUGCAGGAAUAGGGAAUAUGUGGACAUGGGAGCGGGGAUGAGGUUUUGUUUAAAUGAUAAUUAGUAGGUGAGAGUAUUGCUUUGGUUAUUGGAUAGAGUUUUGCUAAUAUUUCCUGCUGCUGUUUAUGCAGCCAGUGUCUUGUUUCCUCCCCACAAGUUGUAAGUUAUGUGAAAUAUUGACAUAUUAUAUGAUCCUCCCAUCCCCCUGUGGUAUAAUGUACAGGUAUAUAUUUUUCUUUAGUGUCACUUGGAGACCUUUGAGUGAUAAGCAACUAGUAAGUUGAAUAAAUUAACAGAUAUUUGCUGUCAUGUUUAACUUCAGCCCUGCAGAUGUUGCUUUAAUGAAGAACAAUACCUGCUUCUUCUUGUUGUUGUCUAUUUCAGAUUUACAGUGCGAGGAGAAGGCUUUUGCGCUUACAUAAAUGACCUUGGGGUCAGCAGCACCAAGUGCGCUGUGGUGAAGAACUUCGUCUGCAGCCUGGCGGAUGCUUGCGCCAAGAGGAAACAAAACUUGUGAUCCUCAUUUGUGUAAGGCGAGCACUACUGGCUCUUUAGAGUCUCACUGGUAGAACCACUCUUUCUGCAGCUAGUUCCAGAUAUAAUGCUCCAUUUUGUUAUCUGCCUAUAAGAGAGAUUUAUCAAGAAUAGCGGCAGCUGUCUUGUCACUGCGUUUGAACCUCACCUAUGCCAUAAACUCACAAGAUGGCCUCAGACUACCAUUGCCUUAUCAGCCAUGGGCUGUUGGACUCCCAGCAGCCUCUGCCAGCACGACCGGUGGCAUGGGAUUAUGGGAGUUGUAGUCCAAAGCACCUGAAGCUUGUUGUAUGGAUGAACUGAGGCCUGAAAGGCACAGUUCCUAAGUCAAUUACCAGCUGAGAAGCUGCCCUCCAUCUUGUCUGAGGAAUAAACUGUGAGCAGGACACCCAGCGAUUUGAGGCUGUGUGGACGCUUGGCCAAGGAUCCAAACAUGCUUGCCGGAUCUAUCUAGCUGAAUGCAAGAGGGUCUUAUUUAUUCCCUUCACCUCCGUUUGACGUUUCACAUUCCUUAUCUCAGUGCUAUUUACUUUCCAAGUAAGCACGUUCAGGCCUUAUCACUUUCUUGCAGAGGGAACAUUACUCCAAGCUAGUGAUAGAAAGAUGUUUACCUUUUUUGUCCAUUGCUUCAAAGAACAGUUGCCAUCUUGUGGUUUGAACUUGCCAGUGCUUGUCUCAAGUUGUGACUUUAAGGAUUAGGGGCAGGUCAUUAAUACGUGGGGACCAAAAAACUCUCUAAUAUGAAUGUUAAAAACUGCUGUGUAAAGAUGUUUAUAGAAUCAGGUGAAUGUGGGGUUGUUGUUGUUUUUUCCAGUCUUGGCAAUGAUUCCAAACCAGAAGUGAGCAGAACCAAAGUCAAAAGUAGGCAAGGCCAUUCCUUCUUAUUUUCAUCCAUUCCUUAUCUCUUAUACACACACACUACAUAACUAAUUUUCCGCAGUAGCUCCCUAUCUGUGGAAUACCUUCCCUAAGGAGUCUCACUUGUUGCUGGGCAAAAACUUUUGUUUUCUCCUGGACACAAUGAUUAAAUGCUUUUAUUCUUUUAGUUUAAUAUUUUUAUAUAUUUUUUGCCUUAAUGUUGCUCAGGUCUAACUCGUUUGCCUUAAGGUAAGAAAGAUUAGUGCAAUUCCCACACACCCCUUCAUGAAAUAACUCAUGAGAGGGGUCAUAAGUGUAAGAAAAACACCCCUCCCUUCAGUGUCUGUUCUGUUAUGUUCCGUUAAGAAUGUCAGUUAAUAGGGACCAACUGCCGCCUUUUGAUUCUUGCCUCAGUGAUUAAAAACCCAUCUAGUUGCAAGCGGUGGUUUUUAAAAAGUGCAAAAGUGUGUUACAUUUCUUUAACUAUCUGACACGUUUCGUUGAACUCUGCUAAGAAUAUUUGUUGUUGUUGUUGUUGUUGUUGUUGCUUUGUUUAAUAAUAAAAAAGGUGGCAGCACCACCACACAGAAAAAAAA